GAGAUAUAGGUGAUUUGUAACUGCUUUGGAAAGAUGUAUGCAUGUAAAGAUCGCACGUUCUAUGUAAACAGUGGAAAUCUUAUGAUCGUUUAAUGUCAUUGAAAGACAAAGUCUGCGUCGUGACAGGAGCUACACGGGGCAUCGGCCGCGGGAUCGCCUUGCAGCUAGGCGCACAAGGUGCCACCGUCUACGUCACCGGAAGGACCCUCAAAGCCAAGGAUGAUGCCCAAUUUCCGGGUUCCCUCGAACAAACGUGUGAGGAGAUCGAAUCCAGGGGAGGCAAAUGCAUCCCUGUACAAUGUGAUCACAAGAUCGACGACGAUGUUAAGAAAUUGUUUGAAAAGGUUGCUCGGGAACAGAAUAACCGUUUAGAUGUUCUCGUUAACAACGCGUUCUCGGCAUUCAGCGCAUGCGUAGAUAACGUCAAAGUGCCUUUCUGGGAACUACCUGAUAAUAUCUAUGAUGAGCUGAAUCAAGUUGGUUUACGAAACCACUACCUAUGUUCGGUUCUAGCUGCUCGUCUGAUGGUACCCCGGAAGUCGGGACUGAUUAUUAACAUUUCCGGUCACGGGGGAAUGACGUAUACGUUAAACGUGCCGUACGGUAUCGGAAAAGAAGGCUGUGAUCGAAUGGCUGUUGACUGCGCACGAGAGUUGAGGGAGCAUAACGUCGCCUUCGUGUGUCUUUGGCCUUGCGUGGUUAAAACUGAGGGCUCACAAGCAAUCUUCAAGGAUCCGAAAUUGUCAGCCACCAUGGCUGUCGAGGCUGGUGUUAGUGAACAAAUUCUGAGAGACAACUACAAAUACGGGGAGUCGGUAGAGUACGUCGGAAUGUGCGUCGUCCAACUCGCAAAUGACACAAAUAUCAUGAAAAUGAGCGGGAAAGUGCACAUAACCUCAGACCUCGGGGACCACUAUGGGUUUAGGGAUGAUGAUGGCCAUAAGCCUAUAAACAUACGCCGAAUAAACUGUCUGCUGAAAUUCGCGCCAUCUUGGAUUUCCUGGGUGUCAAAUUUUGUUCCAGACUUUGUUAAAAUUCCGUCAUGGCUUAUGUCAUUUGCUGGGCACAAAUUAAACUAAAAUUAUGCAAUGACUGACAAACCUGAAUAAGAAUGUAAGCAUGAAUGUAAUCGCCAGCUCUGGCAAUUAAAAUGUAUA
Messenger RNA from Mya arenaria, 1157 nucleotides. RefSeq names its product dehydrogenase/reductase SDR family member 1-like. Lineage: Eukaryota; Metazoa; Mollusca; Bivalvia; Myida; Myidae. The transcript is spliced from 2 exons. The record is from RefSeq and is a predicted model, not a curated record. Bases 93 to 1079 code for a protein of 328 amino acids.